AUGGCGGUACAGACGUUGCGCGCGGUCGCGCGUGCUGAGCGACACAAGGGGUGGGUCAGGCUCGCGCGAGCUCUCGCCGACCCGAGGGUGCGCGCCGGGAGGCGUGCGGCGCGGGCCACUGCGGCGUUGGUUGUCGCCCCGCGGGGACGGGGGGGGGGGGGGGGGGGGGGGGGGGGGGGGGGGGGGGGGGGGGGGGGGGGGGGGGGGGGCACGCAGCGCCUCCGCGGUUCGGGUGUCGCGGCACAUACCGCAAAUCAUGAUGCUGCAGCGGCGCGGGGUGCGUGCGGCGCCGGGCCGGACGCUGGCGCGAGGACGUAUGGUUUGUGUCGAGCGCCCAUGCGGCAAGGUGGCCGGCCCGGCCGGGGUCUGUACUGA
Molecule: messenger RNA, 375 nt
Organism: Dicrocoelium dendriticum
Lineage: Eukaryota; Metazoa; Platyhelminthes; Trematoda; Plagiorchiida; Dicrocoeliidae
Source: the annotation of a GenBank genome assembly